Loxodonta africana (African savanna elephant) is the source of this 2575-nucleotide messenger RNA. RefSeq names its product TNF receptor superfamily member 25 (gene TNFRSF25). Gene Ontology annotation, molecular function: protein binding; transmembrane signaling receptor activity. Gene Ontology annotation, cellular component: plasma membrane. NCBI's taxonomy places the organism in Eukaryota, Metazoa, Chordata, Mammalia, Proboscidea, Elephantidae. The transcript is spliced from 8 exons. Gene Ontology annotation, biological process: signal transduction; apoptotic process; immune response. The coding region runs from base 31 to 1479 and encodes 482 amino acids. The record is from RefSeq and is a predicted model, not a curated record.
CGCACGCCAUCGGAGGGCGCGGCGCAGAGCAUGGAGCCACGGCCCAGGGGCUGUGCGGCGGUGGCUGUGGCUCUCCUCAUGGUGCUGCUGGGAGCCCAGGGCCAGGGUAGCACGCCUAGCCCUGGGUGUGACUGUGCGGGUGACGCCCAGAAGAGAAAUGGUCUGUUCUGUUGCAGGGGCUGUCCAGCAGGGCACUACCUGAAGGCCCCCUGCACAAAGCCCUGUGGGGCUGCUACCUGCCUUCCAUGCCCCCAGGGCACCUUCCUGGCCAGGAAGAACCACCAUGAGACCCGCUGUGCCCGUUGCCAGGCCUGUGAUGAGCAGGCCUCUCAGGUUGCCCUGGAGAACUGCUCAGCAGUGGCAGACACCCGCUGCGGCUGCGAACCGGGCUGGUUCUUGGAGUGCUCAGUCAGGCAAUGCAGCGCUGGCUCACACUUCCACUGCCGUCCGUGCUCAGACUGCGAGGCCCUGCACCGCCAUACCGUUGUGCCCUGUGAGUUCCCCCUGCCCUUGUUCCAAGCUACCUGCCCCACAUCUUUCCUCUCCCUGCCUCCCUUCUCAUCCAUCCUGACCACACCAUCUCUUGGACCUUGGACCGUAGGUUCAGGCAGAGAUACUGACUGCGGGUCCUGCCUGCCUGGCUUCUAUGAACAUGGUGAUGGCUGCGCACCCUGCCCCACGAGCACCCCUGGGAGCUGUCCUGAGCCCUGUGCUACUGUCUGUGGCUGGAGGCAGAGUAGGUGGUUUGCUGGAAAUGGGAGCAGGAGUGCUGGGAUGGGCCAAGGGGAGGUUGGGGGUACCCACCCACCAGAUGCCUUUUCAGUGUUUUGGGUCCAGGUGCUCCUGCCAGCCCUGGUGGUCCCACUCCUGCUUGGCGCCACACUGACCUGUACGUACCGCUGCUACCAGCCUCGCAAGCCAGUGAUUCCCGCAGAUGAAGCUGGGAUGGAGGCCCUGAACCCCCUGCAGGCCACCCAUCCCUCAUCUCCGGGCAGCACCCACACCCUUCUGGCCCCACCCGGCAGCAAUGAGAAGGUUUGCACCGUCCAGUUGGUAGGCAACAGCUGGACCCCUGACACCCCCCAGACGCAGGAGGCUGCCUGCCCGGAGGUGCCAUGGUCCUGGGACCAGCUAACGAGCAGAGCCCUUGGCCCGCCUCUGGCGUCUGCGCUUUCGCCAGCGCCCCCUGCAGGCUUGGCAGUUGCCACGCUCCAGCCGGGCCCGCAGCUUUACGACGUGAUGGACGCGGUGCCCGCGCGGCGCUGGAAGGAGUUCGUGCGCACGCUGGGAUUGCGCGAGACGGAGAUUGAGGCCGUGGAAGUGGAGGUUGGCCGUUUCCGCGACCAGCAGUACGAGAUGCUCAAACGCUGGCGCCAGCAGCAGCCCGCAGGCCUGGGCGCCGUCUACGCGGCCCUGGAGCGCAUGGGGCUGGAUGGCUGCGCCGAGGACCUGCGCAGCCGCCUGCAGCGAGGCCCGUGAUGCGACCCGCCCUCCUCCUCAGGGCGCGGGUGGCCCUUGGAGAAGCCCUAAGUACGGUUACUUAUGCAUGUAGACAUUUUAUGUCACUUAUUAAGCCUCUGGCACGACCCUGCGUAGCAGCAUCCUCCAGCCUCGGCCCUGCUCGCUCCAGGGUUCAGGUAGAGAAGCGUUGACGAAAGGCGGGGAGAGGUCAGGUGAUGGCUACACUAUUUCUUGGCCUGAGUGUGGCCGAGGCCUUCGUAUUAAAUCUAUGAAGAAAAGCUGCUGCUUGGUGUUUCCCCGGGACUGGGGAGUAUUACAUGGCCCGAGCUUGGUUUUCUGGAGGGCGUCGAAAGGGCCUGGGGUUCUGCCAUCCCUGGGUCUGGGACAGACAGGGGUUCUUAGGGGCCGUGUGGCCCCUAGCCCCAAAGCCGCCUCCUCUCACAUUCGCCGCGGCCCGGUUAGCCCAAGAGAAGGAGAGAGUCAGAGAAAGAGGAAGCUCCGGCGACGGCGAGUGAGAGUGCGCAGGAGCCCCAGCGGCUGAGAGAGCUUUAAUGGGGACGCGGGGCGGGGGCGCGGCAGCGAUUGGAGACACAGGUUCGGGGCCCCUCGUCCUCCACUUCUUCCACCGCGGCUGUGAGAGGACCCGGGAGCGAGGGGUCUGGCCGGAGCUGGGGCGCAGGCCUAAUUGGGGAGGAGGCAGAGGCGGCCCGGGAGCAGUAGUCUCCAACUCGACCGGCAGUUUGCAGUUUUCAUCGUUUCUGGUAAAUGACUGAGAGGAAACCCUUGACGGGGAUGGGAAACGCGGCCGGGCUGGGUGGCUCACAUCUGGGUCAGGAAGGGAGGAAAGCCCCGAACCCAGCGCUGCGCCGGCCUCCGCCCAGGAUGCUCCCGCGACGCAGGUUCCGGGGUGCGGGGGAGGGGGCUGCAGGCGGCGCGCGCCCCGUAGGAAAACAAAGUCACUGCCCUAAAGCUGAGAGAGCUCUGCGCAUUGACAUUCAACAAACAUGCAAAUAUAUGUAAAUAUUCAUGCAAAUAAGCAGCAACUUUUUUGUCUUAACAGCGUGGACACUUUUUCUGAGCGGCUGCGGGUGCGCUUCAGCGUCACCCUGGGCUG